GCGUUAGCGCCGCUUAGCAGCUAGCAUCCAGACAUGGCCGCAGACAAGCAGAACGAAGGGAAAGUUUCCCUCACGGAUGAGAACAAAAACAAGUCGUCAGACGGAGGACUCGGACUGGAGAUCCUGCAAAUCAUCAAGGAGUCCCAGCAGCAGCAUGGCCUCAGACACGGGGACUACCAGAGAUACAGGGGCUACUGCUCUCGCAGGCUGCGUCGCCUGCGCAAGGCUCUUGGCUUCAAGAUGGGAAAUAGACACAAGUUCAUUGGGAAGAAAAUAACUGUCGAAAUGCUGUCGGACAGCAGGUACCUAUUGCUGGUUUUGAUGGAGGCAGAACGGGCAUGGAGCUACGCCAUGCAGCUGAAGCAGGAGGCCAAUACAGAACCACGUAAACGCUUCCACCUGCUGGCACGUCUACGAAAGGCUGCCAAGCACAGUGAGAAGCUGGAGAAGCUCUGUGAAAGCCCCCGCGUCGAUGCCAAGACCAAACUGGAGGCUCAGGCCUACACUGCUUACCUGGGUGGCAUGGUGGAGUUUGAAUUGCAGGAAUGGAAGCUUGCCAUGGAGGCUUUCAACAAGUGCAAAACAAUCUAUGAGAAACUAGCCAGUGCUUUCACAGAGGAGCUGGCAGUUCUGUACCGCCAGCGCGUGGACGAGAUCUCGCCCAACAUCCGCUACUGUGCUUACAACAUCGGUGAUCAGAACGCCAUCAAUGACUUGAUGCAGAUGAGACUGACUGGUGGAGGAGGAGGCAUGAUGGCUGAGAAACUGGAGUCCCUGAUCACUCAGGCAAGAACCAAGCAAGCAGCCACCAUGGGUGAAGUGGAGUGGCGAGGUCGGGUGGUGCCCGUCAAGAUCGACAAGGCCCGCAUCUUCCUGUUGGGUCUGGCAGACAACGAGUCAGCCAUUGCUCAGACAGCUAAUGAGGAGACCAAAGAGCAUCUCUAUGAGACCCUGCUGUCCGAGUGCAGAGACACCAUCCAGGCUGUGAGAGAGGAACUCAAGAGUGAGGCGAAGCAGCGUGAGAGAGGCAUUGAUGGCGACAGUGGUAAAGUGUCACACCUGCAGAUCCUGCACAGUUACCUGACCUACAUCAAGCUGUGCACUCUGGUGAAGAGGAAUGAGAGCAUGGCCCACACUCUUCAGGCUAAACUGAAGGAGCCUGAGACUGAUGAGAGCAAGAGGGGCCCCCGUCCUCAGGACCUGAUCCGCCUCUAUGACAUCAUCCUGCAGAGUCUGGCUGAGCUCUCCACCCUGCAGGGUCUGGAGGACGACCACACCUUCCAGAAGGAGGUGUCCCUUAAGACAUUAGUCUACAAAGCUUAUAGGUGUUUCUUCAUAGCCCAGUCUUAUGUGCUGGUGAAGAAGUGGAGUGAGGCGCUGGUGCUGUAUGAGCGGGUGCUGAAAUACGCCAAGGAGGUCCAGUCUAAAGCCAAGAACCUCAACAACAGCCUCAAAGACCUCCCUGAUGUUCAGGAGCUGAUUGCUGAGGUCAAUGCUGAGAAAUACUCGCUUCAAGCUGCUGCCAUUUUAGACACAGAUGAGACUGCUGAAGUUCCUUCUCAGCUGCAGGUGAAAGACAACAGGCCCCUCUGCGAGCGCCUGGAGACCUUCCGCAUUGACACCGCCCUCGUCGGAAAACAUCCCAAUCUGGUCCAGUUCCCCCCCGACUUCCAGCCAAUCCCCUGCAAGCCCCUGUUCUUUGACCUUGCUCUCAACCAUGUGGCCUUCCCACCGCUGGAUGACAAGGUGGAGCAGAAGGGCAAGGGCGGUCUGACCGGCUACAUCAAGGGCAUCUUUGGCUUUGGCAGCUAAAUCAAACCAACCAGGCUUCGGCCUCCACAUGAGAACCACAAGGCCCAGAGUUUACCACAAACCAGACCUGGGUCAGUUGAUGAUGAGAAUAAUUUCUGUAACUUUUAUUGUUUUGAUUUGUGGUGCUUAAGUGCAAGAUAUGUGGAGUUGGCGCCUCUGAGGAAAGCACAGUGGGUCUUAUCUUCGAAGAAACAUGAUGGAAAAGUAAUUUAAUCCGUUUCAAAUGGUAAUAUAAAUAUGACCCAAGUCCACCUGUUGCCUCUAUUGAUACCAGGCUGCAUGGGCUUCCAUUAACUUGAGGCGUCAUGAUGCCAACAGCGAUGUUGUUAAUCUCUAAAUCUUGAGUAAACUACAGUACUUUGGCAUCACUGGUAAAAAAAAUCAUUCUGUGUUACAUAAGCGCCUUUAUUUAAUUGUCUUAAUUUUUUUUCUUUCUAUGCGUUUCAGCAUUGUUUCUUACAUCUCAAAUGUGCAAAGAGAUAAUCUGUGACCUGUAGUUUGAAAAACUGAAAAGUUGGGUAGUUCAGCUGUGUCCCAUCUUUUUUUUCCACCUUUCCAUUGUCCCUCCCCUUACCCCUCCCAUCAGUCCUCUCAUCAAGGCUACGCUCACUGCCUGACAACUGCAGAAGCUAACUUUUCCGCUACUCCCUUGCUAACUUCUGGCCAUCAUCUCAGCUUCAGGGGUGUAUGUCACCCCAGACUUGCAAUGUGAGAGCAAUGGCAGGUUGAUUACUGACAGACAGGUACGCCAGCCAAUCAUUUCCUUCAGUCCAAAUGAAUUAAUUGGUCGUGCCUAUUACAGUCCUGCGAGGUCAAUACAGUGUUUUAGAGACAAAUGACCAACUGGACCUUUUACCACGUUACCUAUGACACUACAGGCCAGUACUUCAACAUGAAAACUACAUCAAGCUGCUGAAAAGCACAGGAAGUAAAAUAUCUUGACAUGUCUGUUGUCCUGUUCUUUGUAAUCAGCUGCUGAACCAUAUAAGUCGUUUGCAGUUAUGUUACCCCUUUAAACAGAGGACUGAAAUAUGAAAAGAGGUGUGGAAAGAACUGGGAUACAGCUUGAGUUUAGUUUUAGUUGCAUCAACAGGAAGAUGGAGGACGAAGCCAUGAAUCAAAGAGUGAAAUGGUUGUUUUCAAAAAGUAGCUUAGUGAUUCAUUGUUUUAAUUUAUUAAUGUCCGAAGCAGCAUGCUAUGUUUAUGUUGCACUGUGUGACAUGUGGUAUUGAACGUACCACAAUGUCAGACAAGGGUCCAACAGCUCCAGCUCGCGUCCACGCAGAACUCUCAUUUUUAUUACCCCUCUCAAAUGUUUUAGCUACAUUAUUUUCCCCUAAAAAACAGUGUCGUGAUGACGACCAUGAUGUUCCCAUGCUGAGUGAAGUUCAAAUGAUUGUACGCUAUACUUGUUUUUAUUUGAUAUUUUUUAUUUACAUAGUAGUACAACAGAAAUGGAUGGUCAGGAUACGGGGAGUUUUUAGCAGCUCACCACCUCUUUGUCCGUCAUCAGUAGGACUAAACCAUUGAAGCACCAGUUACAUGUCUAUACUAUAGUGGCAGAAAAUGUUUUGUCAUCGGCUGUUUCUCAGUCAUGAUGUGGGAUCACAUCAUCUCCGUACACCAAAGCCCCUCAAUUCCUCUGAUCCUUAGGGGACCUGCUUUUCUGUAGCUAGAGGAUCGUUUCACUCACUCAUAUGGUAAUUGAUUUGCUUUCAAAUUUUUAUCAAUGUGUUGUUUCUUUUUCUCUCCUCCCCCUCUGUGUUUUUUGUUAAUGAAUUUAGACCUUGAACAGCCUGGAAAAAUAUUAGGUGAUCAAUAAUUAAAAUAAUGAGAAUGUAUGAUCUGAAUCUCCAGUUCUAUCAAUAAAUAUAUUUGCACCAAACACAA
Molecule: messenger RNA, 3702 nt
Organism: Limanda limanda (common dab)
Lineage: Eukaryota; Metazoa; Chordata; Actinopteri; Pleuronectiformes; Pleuronectidae
Gene: srp68
Product: signal recognition particle 68
Exons: 16
Coding region: 34-1812 (592 amino acids)
Biological process (GO): SRP-dependent cotranslational protein targeting to membrane
Cellular component (GO): signal recognition particle, endoplasmic reticulum targeting
Molecular function (GO): 7S RNA binding; endoplasmic reticulum signal sequence receptor activity; signal recognition particle binding
Source: RefSeq, a predicted model, not a curated record